AUGACGGAAACAACAGAUGCAAUGUACCGCUUGAAAGAGCUCGGCCUCCGGCAUGGACGAUUUCAAAGCAAAUUUCGAACCCGGCGUGAGCCAAAGACUCGACGAACCAAAAAAAUUCGCCGAGGAUUUCCUUGGGAAUCAACAUUUAUGCGAAAGUCGAAAGCAGAAAAAAUGGAGAUCAUCAUGAAGCCAUGGUUAUACCCGAUGGCGGCUCAAAAUCUUUCAGCAAUCCUUAUUCAGAAACGUGCGCGUGGAAUGCUCUGUCGAAUGCAUUGGUCAAGUGGUUUCUUAACUUUCAAAGCGGCUCAACGAUUACACGAAGGAGGGAAUACAAUGGCAGACACUCAGUUUCGAAGUCCAAUACAACAAUUUGUGGCUAACGGGGGUAACUAUUUCGAUGAGAGCGGCUUCUAUACAUUUGUCGUAACAAAGAUACAGGCUUGGUUCAAGAUGCAGCGACUGCGAUGGCGUAGAGUACUCGAUCGCUAUCCGCUCUACCACAUCGCGGCAUUGCAGCUUCAAUACGCAUGGAAAGUGUACCGUCAACAGAAAUUGAACGAACGUCAAGCGCGUAGUCCCACUUUGUGGUCGGCUAUGUCGUCUGUACAUCGUGCUGCAUUGUGUAUUCAAACCUUCUGGAAGAGUUAUUCAUACCGGCGUAUCUUUCAGUACUAUCGCGAUCUCCUUACAUUCCGCGGCACCGGCGAUCCAGUUCAAAUGUUGCGAGCAAUCAAUCCUUCCGAGGCGUCGCUUUUGGACGCCUCUAUGAGCGCACAAGUUCGAUUCCGUCUUGGUGGUCUAACAUUUCCGCCAACUGUAUACUACAAGAUCUUUACACGCAAGCCUGUGUGCGAUUUGGGCGUAUUUAGCCCAAAAGAUUACACCAUAUCUCGCAAAAGUGCAUCAGUGACGCAUUCGCAGGUCAAGUCUCGAAUAAAUCAAUACUUGUACAUCCGCGUUGGUAAUUCGUACUACAGAGCACAACAUCAGAUGGAAGAUACUCGGCUAUGGUAUUCUCGUCUUGAGAACAACGGCUGGCGACCAGUAACUGCUAAGGUGCUGGCCGAAGCUAACGCCGACCCAAUCACACGCACCACAGGAAGUCGAUAUACAAUUGGUGGCAAUUAUCACUACUCAAAGCUCGUGCGAUUGCAGGACCGCGAACGCACUCGCCGUAACAAGAAGCGACUAUGGAUGCAAAAAUUAUACGCACAGGGGCUACUGUCUGAAUCGACUCACCUUAGACACGAGAACGAGCAUCGGUCAAUUGCGUUUGAUGUGGAUUUCGACGACGAGAAAUGGGAGACUGAGGCAGAGGAAAUGUUCCAGUGGGCUUCCGCCCUUGAUUACGACGAAUAUGUGAAUAACUGGUACGAUCUUGGUCGUACUGCAGCUACCGGUGAUGAGCUGGCUGAGUCAUUGUCGAAUAAAAUAAUACGUUCUAGCUUUGACUUAAGGAGCGCACAGCUCAUUUGA
Messenger RNA from Plasmopara halstedii, 1476 nucleotides. Its product is annotated as IQ motif, EF-hand binding site. Lineage: Eukaryota; Oomycota; Peronosporomycetes; Peronosporales; Peronosporaceae. Gene Ontology annotation, molecular function: protein binding. The record is from RefSeq and is a predicted model, not a curated record. The transcript is spliced from 3 exons. The coding region runs from base 1 to 1476 and encodes 491 amino acids.